AUGAAAUCUACAAGACUGACAAAAGUUUGUUUUCAGAUCUUCAAAGGACAUUUGAGGCACAUUGUCACCUGUUCUAAACGUCACGUGAACAGUGAUGAAGUUGUUCCGUUUUGGAAUCUGCCACUGUCAAUGGAAGAUAACAACAACUACAGUGUGGUAGGGAACAUAGCCUGCUUCACCUAUUAUGGUAACUCCAAAAUGUUCUGCAUACCAAAUCCUUCAAAUGCCAUAUAGUAUGCAAUUUGUCUUAUGGAAUUAAAUAACAGCAUAUUCAUUCAGUGGGAAAGUAUUUACUGUAUAUUGGAAUUUGUGAAAAAACAAAUAACAUUGUAUCUCAUUGAUAAUGAUACCAUAAUUUUCUAUGACGUGACAAAUUGGUUUGAGGCAAACAACACUAUGUUGGAGGUGUAAGAUACCAUUUUCUUUCUUUUUUCAGAGAUGGUUAUGAGAAUUUUUUUAAGCCUUCAACUGUCAGUGGUGACAAAACAGAUGCAAUCAUUGUGAGUUAUGAUAUUUAGAAUACUCAAUGGAUAUCCUAAACCAUUAAUUGUAUCAAAAGUUUCUCAGAAAGAUAACACUUUGAAAAAUACUGUGUUACUGGGUCUAGUGGUGUAAUAAUAGUGUGUUUUGUGUCUCCAGGUAAGUAAGAUGGAACAUCCCCCAGAGAUUCUGACUCUGCUCCUCAAGAGGUUUGAGUUUGACUACCACAUGAUGUCAUAUGUAAAAAAAAAAGAGUUUUGUUGAGGUGCCUCGCACGUUACAGACAAUGGUAACUAACAAACUUUAGUUCUUAAACAGGUUAUUAUUCUAUACAACUUUUUUUCUCAUUAAGUUGUAUAACUUAGGCACUUAAGUUGAUUGCCUUUUAAAAAGAGAGAACAUUAGCAUUGUAUGUUCCUUUAUAGCCCUCCUCCUCCUCUGUACCUUACCCCUACAUUGGGCCCUAUCUGAAAAAGCUCAGUGAUUUGCCUGUUCAUGGUGGACCUUUUGAUUUAUCAGAACUUUGAAAAGAACUGUAACUGUGAACUCUAUGCAUUUGUGGACCAUGUGGGGAGUCUAAGAAGUGGACAUUACAUUGCUGUAAUCCAGUCCUAUGAGGAUCACAACUGGUAUAUGUUGGAUGACACCUGUGUCAGUCAGGUAAGGGAUACUUAACUUUUUUUAAUCUAGGAUAUACUACCACAAAAACCACGCUACUCCCUCAACAUCCAUAUACCAUCCCUAGUUAUAGUUGACUGCAUUGCUGCUCCCUCUCUUACAGCUCAAUUCAAAACCAUUUGAGCAAGAUGAGUUUUAG
Coregonus sp. 'balchen' is the source of this 1297-nucleotide messenger RNA. The record is from the annotation of a GenBank genome assembly. Lineage: Eukaryota; Metazoa; Chordata; Actinopteri; Salmoniformes; Salmonidae.